Molecule: messenger RNA, 4084 nt
Organism: Strongylocentrotus purpuratus (purple sea urchin)
Lineage: Eukaryota; Metazoa; Echinodermata; Echinoidea; Camarodonta; Strongylocentrotidae
Gene: tdrd1
Product: tudor domain-containing protein 1
Exons: 20
Coding region: 231-3641 (1136 amino acids)
Molecular function (GO): RNA binding
Source: RefSeq, a predicted model, not a curated record
GUAAACAUACAUGUACUAGUAUAUGAUUAUCUUUGGAUACAUGUAUAAGAUAAUCACGUUUUUUUUGUUCUCAUUAAUGAAUCAAAUUAUUUAUAAACCUACUUACUCAUGCUGCGUACUUAUAACCUGUCAUUGUAAUGUACAUGUAUGUCUGCCAUGGUAGCAUUCUAUGUAGGAAACAAUUUUGAUAAUCUCACAGGAAAAGUCAGAUGGAUUGAAGAAGAAGCAAAAUGGAUUUUUAUCGAUUAUUGAGAGUCAUGAGAGCAUCACCCAUCAUGGAUGACAAAUGGAACCCAAUGGCGGAGGAUCACGCGAACCAUUCCUUCAACUCCUAUAACAGGGGGCCUGCUUCAGGUCUUGGCGGAAACAGGGCCAGUCGAUCAGGACCUAAGAGACAUCGUCUUUACAUCAGGGGCCUGCCCAAAGAAAUGACAAACAAGGGGCUGGAGAACUUGUUUUCUUCAGUGACAACAGUGACAGACUGUUUUGUGAAACAGUCUGAGAUGCCGCAUACUUACGGGUUUGUUAACGUUAGUUCUGUGAAGGAUGUGGAGAAUGCCAUCAAAAAAAUGGACGGCCACAAAAUCAAGGACCACUGUCUCAGUGUGACCAUUGCGAGAGAGGAACGAAAUGAGCACUUCAACAGAGACGAUGGUAGGCCUCAAGGCAGGCCUCGCCCUGGAGGUGAUGCCCGCGGAAUGAGAGGAGCUCCAGCCCAAUCACCACCAUCCAGCAUGAACAAUGGUAUUUCCAUGAACGGCAAUGGCCACAGCGUGAACAAGGAAAGCAGCAGGUCCCCCACCAAACAGUCCUCUCCUAUGACCGACAGGUCACCCUCCCGACAGUCCUCUCCUAUGAGCAGCAGGUCGUCUCCCACCAAACAGUCAUCUCCUAUGAGCAGCAUGGUGACUGGGGGCUGCGAAGAAUGCCAGCGACUGCUCAUGGAACUCAUGGCCCACAUGCAGCGGAACCAUAGCCAAGCGCCGAACCAAGGCGCAAGCCAAGGGGCUACUACCAAGGCCUCGGGCGACGUAACGUCCCCAGUCUUCGUCAACGGCAGAGAUGUGCCUUACAACGGUCCGAGCCGAAUUCCUAGGUCCGACCACGAGCAGAACCAGCAGCAGGUCAACAGUCUCCCCCCAAGAGGUCGGACGCCAACGGAAAGAGGUCGGUCACCAACGGAAAGAGGUCAGGCACAGAGCUUCCAGCAGAGUCCCAGUGGAAGCGCAUUCAGCAAGCCCAGCCCGACCAAGAACAAGAGCCCGGAGGUCAACAAGCCGGUGCCAGUGCCGAUGUCCAAGGAUCAGGAUAGCCAGAAUAACAAGGGUGCCUCCUCCAUAGCUGUGUCACCUGCUGGAAGGAUGGAGACAGCUGAGCAGAAGAAGGCAGAAUGUGAUCUGAAACCGUGUGAAGCGUGUGAGAAACCAGCUGUGCAUGGUUUGCAAUCCCCCACAGGUUCGAAGCACUGCUCCAAGUGUGGCGUUACCUACUGCUCCGUGACGUGCCAGAAGGGUGACUGGAGGAAACACAAGAAUAAGUGCAAGCCUAACCAAUCCAGUGACCAGAGCGAUGCAGGUGCCUCACCCCCUGAGCUGACCUCUGUUAAUCUGAAGUUCAUUGAACCUUCCAAGACAGAAAUGAGAGUUGUACUGACUCACAAGAACAGCCCUGGCUCUUUCUGGGUUCAAGUCGGCGAUGAGACAAACGUACAACUCUACAACCAAAUGCUGAAAGUCCUCAUGGAGCAAGUAGAAGCAACAGGACCCCUACAAGACCCUAAACCUCAAAUGAUGUGCAUCUCUAAGUAUGCCGAGGACGAUUCCUGGUAUCGGGCAACAAUCCAGACGGUCAGCAAAGAACGUAUGGCCACCGUCUUCAUGGUGGACUUCGGCAACACAGAGAAGGUUUCCUUCAAUGACCUUCGACCUGCCUCUCCAGAACUCAUGGACUUCCCAGUAUUUGGACUUCACUGUGCUAUUGCAGGGGUGGAGCCGAGGGGUAGCGCUGGCAAGUGGUGCUAUGACAGUGUAAAGCUGAUGGAUUCACUACUCAAGGAAUGCCCGAUGCCCACCGUUUGCUUUGAAGACAAGAAGGCAGGUGUCUACCAGGUUGUUCUGAAAGUCGAGGAUAAAAAGUCAGGCACAGUAUCUGUUGGUGAUGCUUUGAUCAAACAGGAACUUGCUUGGCCCAAGGGUAGCCAACCAUCUACAUCGCCCAGGAAAGUUCUGAUGAAGGCCUCGAUGAAGCGCAUGCAGAUUCCUUUCGGAGGAGAACCAGUUAGGAUUGCCAUCAACAACUAUGUCAAUCCAAGGGAGAUGCAGUGCCAGAUCAUCACUGCUGAAAGUUUGAAAGCAUUGGAAGAGCUGUCGGGAGCAUUGAAUGCUUGCAUGGAGAGCCAACCUCAGCAGCCUGGUUUCACCCCCAUCCUUGGCGAAGUUUGUGCUGGCAGGUUUACACAGGACAACCAGUGGUACAGGGUGAGCAUAGAAUCAGCCAAGAUGGACGGAGGGUACUUUGUAGAAUACAUCGACUUUGGCAACACGGAGGUCCUCGAGGCAUCUAGGAUGUGCACUCUCCCGAGCCAAUUCCACGUCAUCCCGCAGCAGUCGUUCCUAGCUUCUUUCGCAGGUCUGCCUUCAGGGGACAUCUCUCCUGACCUCUCGCAGGCUGCCAUGCAGCGCCUCAGCCAGUGCAAGGAUGGCUUCUUCCUAGCCUCCUUCAUCAAAGACGGAGAUGGCGUUGUGUCGAUGGACGUGCAGGAUCCCGACACCAAGGAGGACAUUGCUGAAGCGAGCGGCCUCGUCGUGCCAAAGGUCAAGGGUCACAAGGUGUCGACUAUGACCUUCAGGACGAUCCACUUGAACAUGGAUACAGAGUUUGUGAUAACAGAGGCAGUGUCACCUGGAGAGUUCUACGGCUUCUCCCCCUCUGAAAAUGAGAGUUCUCAGAUCCUGGGAUUGGUUGCCGAGGGAGGAAAGGAAGUCAGUAGCCUGCCGGCAGUACAGAACUUCAGACCAAGCGUUGGGGAAGUGUGCUGGGCUCAGUUUUCAUGCGACAAGGACUGGUACCGUGCUGCAGUCUUGCGGGAGCUACCCAACAACGAGUUUGACGUCCAGUACAUUGACUAUGGCAAUGGAGAGAAGGUUCCCUUGUCUCUUAUGAGGCCUUUCAGCGAUAACAUGGCUGCCGUGCCUGUACUAGGAAUCAAGUGUUGUAUUGCAGGUCUUCCUAACCACAAUGGACCCUGGAGCAGCGAGGUGACAGAUAGCCUCAAGGAAAUGGCCGGGGUUGGCAGCAAGAAAAUAAUCAUCAAGGCCAUUGAACACAGAGAGAAUGUCACCUACGUGUGGCUUGAAGACCCCUCAACAGGUCUCAAUAUCUCCCAGGAAAUCAUCAACUUGGUGAAGGAAUCUUCCGGUAUAGCUGAUCCAUCUCCAGCAGUCAGCGGACCUUGCUCUCUAUCUUCCCAUCCGUCCCUCAGUGAGGGCCAGGGCCAUCAGCAGCAGCAGCCCAGUACUCCAAACCAUCCCUGCAGUGCUCCGCCGGCCGCCAUGCUUAGUCCGGAGCGGUUGAGUUCUAUCGAGAAGCAAAUGGCCGCUUUGCAGGCCCAGCUGCAGAUGGCCAGGGGAAUGUCCACCUGAGAACACGUCUACCUACAGUACAGGCACGUCCACCCGAGGGCACUUGGCGGCACACUCGCCCCGUAAGAUUAUUGAAACGAUACUGAGUUUUUGUUUUGUGUUUUGUUUUUUAAUCGUAAUGAGGCUGAUUUUCAGUUAGAAGUCUUUAGGUAAAUUACUAUUGAAAAAAGAUUUCCAUUGUUCCAAAGACUGCAAUGUCAGACCAGCAUUUUUAGUUUUGCCAAUUUGUGAAAGUGGCCUCACAAGAUUUAGGAUCAAGUGUAAUGUAAGUGUUGAGGGAUUUUGGGGUAGGAGAAAGAUUCUUCUGUUUGUUUUUGAACCUGUCCAAGAUAAAUUUUUAGUGAGGUGGGAAUGAUAUGCCAAAGUGACAGAACGCUUCUUAUUUCACACAUCACUGUCUUCUUGGUUAGGACUUCCUUGUUUUACUACAUGAAUAGCAAAAC